AUGGGUCAUCUAGACUCAUUGCCUCGAGAACUUCUGUAUCUGAUUCUCGAACAUUGUACCUUCGAAGAUUGCAAAAAUUUGCGAGAAACCUGCAAAUAUAUCAGUGGUCUUACAAAUGCCCGAGUAUUUCAGACAUACCGCAUAGCUUUCUUCCAAUCUCAUUUGGAGAGAUUCGUUCGACUUUCGUCAAGGCCAGAUAUUGCACAAUGCAUCAAACGUCUCGUCUUCGUAGGAGAUAUAUUACCGGAAAUCGACUACAUAAACACUUUCGAGAAUCUGAUCGAUAUGCGUGAACCCUGGUCAAUGUUUUCCAAAAAGUACAUUGAGGAACGCAUCACAGUGGAUACAGCACGUAUGGACAGUCGUUUGUCUUCUGAUGAUGAGUACGACUUCCGGAUGCGAGUGUUGACAGAGAGACAAGAUCUCCGUCAAGCGGCGUACAAAGAGUACGACAGCAUGCCCAAGCACACUCUCGAUGACGACGAGAUGUACUAUCACUUCGAGCAAUACGCGAGAUAUUGCUGCGAACAAGAGAUCUGGGGUCCGGACCAUUUGUUCCUUGAUGCGCUAUCAAGACUGCCAAACCUGACAUCCGUUGAGAAUGCAAAGCAUGGCUUUGCUGACAAUCACCUACAUUUUCCAUGGAAUCGGAUCAAGAAGGACAUCGUCAUCACUCCCGACAAUUGGAUGCAACUCAAUGCGGUCGAAGUCGAGGAUGAUGACGGAAGUGUCGUAGACGCGCUGGGGAAGCCUGUGCACAUGAAGCAUGCAGAUUGUCUUUUGGCUGCGAUCGGACGUCGGGCAACCUCAUCACAUGCGUCUCCACUUCGAUGUCUGCGACUUGUUAAUGUUGGUGCGCAAGCGUUCCUCGAUCUGAGUGAAUACUACUUUCACAUGCCAGAGAUCGAGCUUCCGGCAUACGAGUUUGAUACUGAUCUUUCUAUACCUGAAUUGAGGCCAGAGGCACUUCAAGAGCUGGUCUCCGCCAGAAUUCAGGGUUUAGAACACUUGGAAAAGCUAGAACUGGACGUGACGUAUACCGACUCUCCUCUACAUGGUCCACGGCUCGCUGUGAUACAGACAAGGCAACUGUUCCAGGAAAUACACACCAUCUUAUCGGCAGCAGCACAUUCGUUGAAAACUUUGAGACUUCAGUGCCGUGAUGAUGAGGGCACUUGGGCUGCCGAAGAACGACCCAUGAAUCCUGAAGACGACACGAUAGCUCAUCUCAAGAUUCCUCUGCUACCACAACUUGAAUCUCUACGACUGAGCUGCAAUGCAACCGAGAAAAGUCUGAUCGAGCUCCUUCGCGCACAAUCGAAAACACUGCGCUGUCUUGAACUUGUAGACUGCGAUCUGAACAUGGGCACCUGGAACUCCGUCCUUCGUCAAGUCCCAGAGAUAUUCGAGAUCGGCUUGCAACGCAUCUACCUGGAAGGCCUGCAUGACGAAGACUACCCACGAGAUACUGGCGACGAAGCAUUGUUCGAAGAUGGUUUGGAUGUUGGAGAAGGCGCACACCCUCACGAUCGCGCUAUCCUCAAGUAUUUGCUUCACGGUGGAGAGAUGCCCGAGUUGGAUUUCAAUAGUUGGUAUGAGCGCAACCGUGAGCUUGCUGACAGAGGCAUCACCGAGUGGGAAGACGAGCUCCUCGAUUCAGAAGUGCCGUAG
Aureobasidium namibiae CBS 147.97 is the source of this 1671-nucleotide messenger RNA. RefSeq lists its product as uncharacterized. The transcript has 2 exons. The record is from RefSeq and is a predicted model, not a curated record. The coding region runs from base 1 to 1671 and encodes 556 amino acids. NCBI's taxonomy places the organism in Eukaryota, Fungi, Ascomycota, Dothideomycetes, Dothideales, Saccotheciaceae. Gene Ontology annotation, molecular function: protein binding.